AUGGGAGUGAAACGACGUCCAUCCGAUGGAUUGGGAACGGCUUUGCCGAACAAGAAGAUUCGUGGGAAAGAUGUCAGCGAUGCAUGCGACUCUAGUGAAGACGAAACGUUACAGGAUGUUGCCAAGGUUGAGGACGUCAACAACGGGAUAGACAACGAUAGCGAUGCUAGUGAUGGAAAUCAUGCUGAUGAGAUAACGAGCCCUGGGGAGCUCCACGCGUCUUAUCAAGGUGGCGGUCUCUUAGAUCUUUCGUUGACUUUCGCCGAGUUUGGCGAGCGGCAUCUUGACAGAAGACUCACGAAGGCUGUUGUUACAACUCUCGGAUUGAAACACCCCACAUUAGUUCAAUCAAGCGCAAUUCCAUUGCUUUUGCAGGGCAAGGAUGUUUUAGCAAGAGCUCGUACUGGGUCGGGCAAGACACUUGCUUACAGUCUUCCGAUGCUCCAGCGUCUUCUGGAGAAAGUUGCUGGCGAGACGUCUGAAACAGCAUCCCCGUUACAAGCUUGUGUGCUUGUUCCAACCAGAGAGCUGUGUGUACAGGUCUCUGAGGUUUGCACGCAAUUGUGCGAAUAUUGCCGCUCUCAAAUUUCAGUUCGCCAUCUUUCAGAAUCCUUAAACCAGCUCGUCAGUGAAGUGCCUCCCACAGUCAUCAUCGCAACGCCAAAAUCUUUGCUGACAUACUUAUCAGCGAAGCAGUCGAUUCAGCCAAUAAAAGCAACAGCUAAGAAAAGUUUUUGGCGAAAUCGUUCAAAAAAUUUAGGAGAUUUGAAAUCAACAUUCAAAACCAACUUGCAGAUAGUCGUACUCGAUGAAGCUGAUGCAUUGAUGACUCUAGGCUUCAAACAAGACCUCGAAGUUCUUUUUAAGGACAUCUUGGGUGACAGAACAACUGAAAAUCGUUAUCAAGCAGUUCUGUGCUCCGCGACAUUGAAUUCCGAGGUAAGCUCGAGCUGCCACUCUAAGAUGGAUAUGCCAAUCGAUGAUUGA
Messenger RNA from Condylostylus longicornis, 987 nucleotides. Its product is annotated as probable ATP-dependent RNA helicase DDX56. The record is from RefSeq and is a predicted model, not a curated record. NCBI's taxonomy places the organism in Eukaryota, Metazoa, Arthropoda, Insecta, Diptera, Dolichopodidae. The transcript has 2 exons. The coding region runs from base 1 to 987 and encodes 328 amino acids. Gene Ontology annotation, molecular function: ATP binding; nucleic acid binding. Gene Ontology annotation, cellular component: nucleolus.